CUCCCGGCCCCACGUGCUGGGAGCUGCUUCCGCCGGGGUGGUCUGCGGGCGCCUCGGCCAUGAGCGAGUUCCCGGCCGACGUGCAGGCCUUCCUGCGCGAGCACCCGAGCCUGCGGCUCCAACCGGACGCCCGCAAGGUGAGGUGCAUCUUGACUGGUCAUGAGCUGCCCUGCCGCCUGCCGGAGCUCCAGGUGUACACCCGCGGCAAAAAGUACCAGCGGCUGGUGCGCGCCUCCCCGGCCUUCGACUUUGCAGAGUUCGAGCCGCACAUCGUGCCCAGCACCAAGAACCCGCACCAGUUGUUCUGCAAACUCACCCUGCGGCACAUCAACAAGUGCCCAGAACACGUGCUGAGGCACACCCAGGGCCGGCGGUACCAGCGAGCUCUGUGUAAAUAUGAAGAAUGUCAGAAGCAAGGGGUGGAGUACGUCCCUGCCUGCCUGGUGCACCGGAGGAGGAGGAGGGAGGACCAGAUGGACGGUGACGGGCCUAGCCCGCGGGAAGCCUUCUGGGAGGCCACAUCCAGUGAUGAAGGGGGAGCUCCAAGUGAUGACAGCAUGACAGACCUGUACCCACCUGAGCUAUUCACCAGAAAGGACCUUGGAAGCACAGAGGACGCGGAUGGCACUGAUGACUUUUUGACAGAGGAACAGGAUGAGAAGGCAAAGCCCCCAAGAGAGAAGGUCACUGAUGAGGGCAGGAGAGAGACAGCCGUGUACCGAGGACUGGUCCAGAAGCGCGGGAAGAAGCAGUUGGGCUCGUUGAAAAAGAAGUUCAAGAGUCAUCACUGCAAACCCAAGAGCUUCAGCUCCUGUAAACAGCCAGGUUAAUAAAAGCCCAUGGCGUGAAGUUUCAAGAA
Chlorocebus sabaeus (green monkey) is the source of this 859-nucleotide messenger RNA. RefSeq names its product surfeit 2 (gene SURF2). The record is from RefSeq and is a predicted model, not a curated record. NCBI's taxonomy places the organism in Eukaryota, Metazoa, Chordata, Mammalia, Primates, Cercopithecidae.